Huiozyma naganishii CBS 8797 is the source of this 2718-nucleotide messenger RNA. It is a transcript of the gene SPT23, whose product is annotated as Spt23p. The transcript has a single exon. Gene Ontology annotation, molecular function: protein binding. NCBI's taxonomy places the organism in Eukaryota, Fungi, Ascomycota, Saccharomycetes, Saccharomycetales, Saccharomycetaceae. The record is from RefSeq and is a predicted model, not a curated record. Bases 1 to 2718 code for a protein of 905 amino acids.
AUGUUGCAUGAGACUGCUGCUACAAAUACUAAUAAUGCCCCACUGGAGACAGAUUUGGACUGUGUUUUGGACGAGUUUUUAGGAGAAUUUUUAUACUUAUCGAGGGACUCCGAGAGGGGUGAACUGCUAAACUUGACGAAUUCUAACGAGGAUGACGGGAGUGUUAGUGGGACUACUGCUGUGCCUUCCUUUUACGAGUCCCUCUCAUUUAGGAAAGCGGUCUCGAUUAAGACAAGCGCGCCGACAGAUCAGUCAAAGGUUGCUCAAAUAAACGAGCAGCACUUGUCCGUCCAAAUGACGACGUCCAACCUACCGUCGUAUUCAAGAGUUGAAAACCAAAUUAAACUUGAUGUUAAACUUGUUUCUAAUACGGGAGAGUUAGCAGAUAAGUUGUACGCUUAUUUGCCCGCGGACUGUAUCGCCAAGGAAAAAUUCUACUUGGAUGAGAGUAACGUCCCAACAAAGGUCAAAAAAUCAGUGCUUUAUGUGGAGGCGUUCUUACUCACGUACCCGAGCGAGAAGGCAACGUACGUUUGUGACAGGUGUGUGCAGAGAGAACAGAGACGAGCGUCACGGAGAAAGUCCGGGCUGUGCGAUAACGUCGCAUGGUGUGCGAACCCAAACAGAAGUGCAGUCAUCUUCAACAACAAACAACUCCUCAAGUUGGAGUCCAGUGGACCAAAUGAAAUCAACUUCCAGUUGAACACGAGGAUUGUCUGCUACUGCAGGCAUCAUAAAAGCCCCCUGGGAUUUCACAUUUUGUUCCUGAUCAGAGACUGCAAUCAGAACAUCAUCGCUAAGCAUACAACGACACCAAUCAUUAUCAUGGACAAGAAGACACCUACUCGAGCACCUACAGGAGAAAAGCAGUCGUUUUUCGAUCACAAAGGGACACUCCGACCGCAGGUUCGCAGCUGCAAAACCCCAAACGACUACCCGGACUCAAUAUCCAUGCCGUUCCACAACUCUAUUCCGUCGCCCACUUCGCAAAGCGACGAUAACCUUUACGCGGAUAACUUACGUGCCAUCGAUAUCAAUACUAUUGACAGCAACUGGAACGACUACCAUUCGCAUUUAGGCUCUAAUAAAAACAACAUAAUAUCCCCAGUUAGUGAAAUCAAUACCGUGGCAAAGGGCACAACUGGUCUGGAGCUACCAAUUGCAUCUGCCGAGCCCUUGAAGAAGAGGAAGAAAACAUAUUCUGCAUCUCCAGUGUCAUCCGUGUCAUCUGUAACCUCAGAACCACUGUCGCGUCGCAUAUCAACGAACAGUGGAUCCCUCGCUUCUGCAUCGUGCACAAAUGCUGUCCCUUUGCUCCAUCGUCUUGUCCCUGCACAAGGCUCAACCGCGGGAGGCAUUGAAGUCACACUCCUAGGGUCCAACUUCAAACAAGGCCUUAUAGUCAAGUUUGGCGAUAACAUCGCGCUAUCCAGCCAAUGCUGGAAUUCCACCACAAUUGUAACAUAUCUUCCACCAUCUGCAACGACGGGCCAAGUCUUGGUCACCAUAGCUGACCCCAUGGCACCUCAACAACCUGUCCCCAAUUAUACGAGAGGCCCAUUUUUUACCUACAUUGACGACUCAGAUAAACAAAUUAUUGAGUUAGCAUUACAGAUAGUAGGGUUUAAGAUGAACGGGAAACUAGAUGAUCCAAGAAAUAUCGCGAGACAGAUUGUGGAUAGCACAAAUUCACAAUCCGCCACCCUUGAUGGACACUCAUCAAACCAAAGCAUGUAUACCCAAAAUCACACAAACGUCAACGUAAUGGGGACGCAAGACCUCCUAGUAAAGAUUAUUGAAAAGGCUGUUGACUUAAAUUUUGCCGUCAUGGAUGCGAAAGGUAGAACGCUUUUGCAUUAUGCCGCAUUGAAAAAGCAUAAAAGAAUAGUGGAACUAUUAGUACAGAAGAGCGGUGGGGUCCUAGCCACAAGAGAGGAUUCCUUUGGGUUCUUACCGCUUCAUUUUGCAUCCGUAGGUGGUGAUUCAGAGAUCAUCAAUUUGUUGAGUAAGUUCAACGGUGCGAAUAGAAAGGCCGGGAAUGGUAUGACGCCCAAUAGUUUAUAUUUCAUAAACCAUGAGCUGAAUAUGGAUGAUAGUGAGAGUUCUUGUGACGAAUUCACUGAAACAGAGAGUUCGGUAUCUGAAGCGGAGUCACUAGAGGAAGACCGAGUUACAGAGGCACAAGAGGAAAAUGCCGAAUCUAACCCAUCUUUGUAUUCCAGGUUAAUGAGUCGGUUUGGUGAAGAUCUGCUGCCCAGGUAUGACGAUUUGUUCCCGAAAAACUCACUGGAUGAUCCAAAAAGCGCAAAAAUAGAGCCCGCGGGCACUUCUGAACAAGAACAAUCCAUUUCACAAUUAGGCGACUACGAAACAGACUCAGAAAGCAGAGAAAAUGAGGAUGAUGAUGAAUCAUAUGAGCAUUUACUGAUGUUCCAUAAGGAGGUCAACUUCGAAAAUGACAAAAUGCUGUUAUACUUCUGGAUUCCUCUAAUGCUUUUAUCGUCGACGUGGGUUACGCUGUACUUGUGGGGGGCCAAUGAUAGUUGGGUGCAUUGGUUGAAUGACCAAAUUGCCAAGUACGCGAGAAUUUUGCUGACCUCGUUUUUGUUAGGUAGAGAGAGAAUGAGAAGCUCUAUCAAAUCUCACUUCUCCAAUUUUCAGCCGUCAAGAAUCUUGAAGGACUUUUCAAGAUCUUUGGACGAUAUGUUAGUAACGUAA